This is a messenger RNA of Syngnathus acus (greater pipefish), 1438 nucleotides long. It is a transcript of the gene aagab, whose product is annotated as alpha and gamma adaptin binding protein. The record is from RefSeq and is a predicted model, not a curated record. The transcript has 10 exons. Bases 50 to 1003 code for a protein of 317 amino acids. Lineage: Eukaryota; Metazoa; Chordata; Actinopteri; Syngnathiformes; Syngnathidae.
GAUCACGUGACGCCAACAGCUACCGGAGCUUCGCCUAGCUGGUUGAAAAAUGUCAGACUCGGAGGACGCCACUACGCCUCUCCCCUGUGUCGUUGUCACUAGCAGUGAUGCCACUUUUAAAGAAGAAGAAAUGAUCAAACAAAUUGUUGGGGCGAAGACGCUACCAGAAGCGAGCAAACGAGAACAAACAGUCGUGUGGUAUCCUUGGACCAUCAACAACAAAUAUUACACAGCGGAUGUCAGGCUCUGCAUCGUACCCAGCACUUUUCAGAUGUCGUCAGAGAUUGCACAGUCCAUGCAAGCUUUCAUUGCUUUUUUUGAUAGUACAAAGAAGGAUGGUUUAGAAAAGCUUCAUCCGUGGAUAUCAGUGGUGGACGACAUUGCUCCAGAGGUGCUGAUUCUUGUCUGUGACAGAGUUUGUGCAGAAGGUGUUACCAGACAUGAAGCACAACAAUGGUGUUUGUCGCACAGCUUUGAGCUGGUGGAGCUCAACCCUCAGGAGCUGCCUGAUGAAGAUGAUGACUUUCCAGAAUCCACAGGAGUAAAGAGAAUUGUCCAGGCACUCAAUGCAAAUGUGUGGACCAGCGUGGAGAUGAAAGAUGGGAACAGUCAGAGCUUCGGACUAAUGAGCAGUUUGGUGGCUGCUCGGCACAACCACCCUCGCAGCUGUCAAGAUCCACAAUCUUCUAGUCAACCAGCAGAGGGCGCGCUUGCUACUGCAGUGACUCGUCAUAUGGAGACAAACAGCUCACCAGAGAACACAGUUGUUGAUGCAAUGACAAACUUGGACAUACAGGAGCUUGCAAAUCUCACAGCUGGAGAUGCAGACGUGGAUAAUUUUGAACGCCUCUUCACCAAAUUAAAAGAGAUGAAAGACAAAGCGUCAUCGUUACCUCAUGAGCAAAGAAAAGUUCAUGCAGAGAAGGUAGCUAAAGCUUUUUGGAUGGCCAUUGGUGGCGAUGACGACGAGAUAGACGGCUUAUCAUCAGGGGAGGAAAGCUAACGGAAGUGAACGGUCAACAUUUCUUUCCUACCUUUAACUGGCUGUCGCGCAAGGUCCAGCGCCCCCUGGAGUCACCGCUUGCACUUUGCAAGUGGAAGUGCUCAUGGACGUACUUGACUGUACUGUAGGCGGCUUUGGCUCCUUCAAAGUGGCAUUACUGAUUUAGCUGAAAAGAGAGGUAGAAAGGAUCCAGGACGCAGCCCUUACACAUGGGUCUUCCUUAGUGAUAGAUAAAAAAAUCAAACAAACAUUACAUCCAUGAGUUUAUCCUUGGGGUACAAUGUCAUAAAUAUCUCAACGUGACAUCAUGUGCCUUAUUUUAAAAUUAACUGUCAGACAAACAAAUUGUGAAUAUUCUGUCAAGUCACAAAAGAUGAACUGUCAUACAAAUAAUGGAUGGUCUGUAUUGUCAACAUAAAGACUUUUUGUCUUGAA